GUCAUUUUUUUUAAUAUUUGUUAUUCUCUCUUCUCUUUUCCUUUCUUUUUCUCUUUCUUUUUCUUUUUUCUCUUUCUCUUUAGUUUCCUAAUUUCUAAUUUCCUAAUUUCCUAAUUUUCUAAUCUCUCAAUGGACGUAUAUUCUCUUACAAAGAAACAGAGGCCCACGCAUCUGACAAGAGCACAAGUUGAUAAGCCCGCUACAAUGGCUCCUUCGGCCCAACAACCACAACAACAACAACAACAACAACAACAACAACAGAAACAGCAACAUUCACAGUUGCCACCAGAAUAUCGACAAGCACUUUUAGAGCAACAACAACAGCAACAGACUGUUUUGGGUGCACCUCCGACUAUGCAGGAUAUUGCGAAUAAACACUCCCAAUUGCCACCACAGUAUCGACAAGCAGUUUUGGAACAGCAACAAAAAGAACAUCAACAGCGUAUGCUUCAACAACAACAGAAGCAGCAAUCGCCAUCACAAUCUCCGAGGGUUGAUGCACAAAGUCAUUCUGUGAAUGGAGUCAAAGGAACGAAUGGCACAGUCCACAACAAGGGUGCGACAGAGAAUUCGUCUCCACAAAAGAACUUUUCAGGACCCUUGACCAGCUCUUAUCGAUCGGAACGUAGUAAUAGUUUCUACGGUACGACUUCAGGACCAAGUCGAGCUCAUUGGAAGCCCGAUAGCAGUACUCAGGUCUGCACUUGGCCUGGAUGUCACCUGGAGUUUGGCUUCUUUGACCGAAGACACCAUUGUCGCAAGUGUGGCGAUAUCUUUUGCAGUGCUCAUUGCUCAAAGUCAGUUCCACUGGAUUAUGCAUUGGAUUUCAAUCCAGCGAUGGGCGUCAUGAGUAGAGCUUGCAUAGGCUGUUUCGAAGCUUAUGAGCAAUGGCAAGGCCUCAUCCCUUCUUCUCCCUCAUCUGGUGGUUUUGCCAACACAGCCCGAGGCAUCUUUGGUUUAACUUUUGAUAAUAUAGGGGAGUAUCCUAAAAACGGAGCAACUUCCACCACUACUACCACCACCACUACUACUACAACUAAUAAUGCUACGACGGCAACAGGAGGAAACAACACCAAUGGGAAGAAGGGUCCAAACACAGAUGCUACUCUAGGCGAAACCAUGGGUCGAGAUGACAUUGUGCGUCUCCCUAAAUCAGCCUCGGAAAAUAUUGCGAUCAAGACUCGGCCAGUUCAAGAUACAAGUGUAAUGCCUAUGCCUUCGGUUCCACAUGAUUGGUCCUGGAGUACUUUUUAA
Lobosporangium transversale is the source of this 1254-nucleotide messenger RNA. RefSeq lists its product as hypothetical. Lineage: Eukaryota; Fungi; Mortierellomycota; Mortierellomycetes; Mortierellales; Mortierellaceae. Bases 130 to 1254 code for a protein of 374 amino acids. Gene Ontology annotation, molecular function: phosphatidylinositol-3-phosphate binding; metal ion binding; ubiquitin binding. Gene Ontology annotation, biological process: protein transport to vacuole involved in ubiquitin-dependent protein catabolic process via the multivesicular body sorting pathway; protein targeting to vacuole. The transcript is spliced from 5 exons. The record is from RefSeq and is a predicted model, not a curated record. Gene Ontology annotation, cellular component: ESCRT-0 complex.